CCCAUUCAACUCACCUCCCUCCUUUAAAUCUCUCUGUGGUUAUUGAUCCAUUCUUGUUCUCUCCCAUCGCUUUGAUUUUUCAGUAAAAUUUCCUUCUUUUUCGGGUCUCUUUCAGUAGAUUUCAAUUGAGUUUUCCGACCCAAUGUUUUCUACAUUCCUUGUGCAUUCUCUAUGAUGCAGAUCUGUCUUCUUCAAUCCUUCUCUGUCGUCUUUCUUUAUUGGUUCUAUGUCUUCUCAGAGGAACCAAUCAAUUACAUUACUCUAAAUUUGAUUUGAUUUGAUUGUUUUCUUCAGAUUUCCCAUCUUGUGUUGCAUUCAAAUCCACACUCCAAACCCACAUCAUCAUUCCUUGUAAAAAAAUCCUAUUCUUGGGUAUAUACCCAUUUCAUUGAAUUGCAAACCCAAUAACAAUGUCAACCCUGAAACAGACCAGCAGUGGCUCCACCACAUCAAUUGGGGACCAGAGAUACGAGGGCAUGGAUGAGAGGAAGAGAAAAAGGAUGAUUUCGAACAGAGAAUCCGCCAAGAGGUCUAGGAUGAGGAAACAGAAGAUAGUUGAGGAUUUGAGGAAUGAAGUGAGUCGAAUCCAAUGCGAAAACAAUGAAAUUGUGGGCCAAAUUGAUGAGACUAGCAUGGGUUACAUGGUGUUUUUGACACAGAACAAUGUGUUGAGGGCUCAAUUAGAGGAAUUGACAGAGAGGUACAGGUCCUGGAUUAGUCUCCUCAAGAUUACUGGGUUAAAUUUGGAGAUUCUUGAUAUUCCUGACCCCUUGCUCAAGCCGUGCCCGUCACAGCCUGUCUUGGCCUCCCCGACGUUCUUUCAGUCAUGAUCAUUGUCCAUUUUCAACAGCAUUGGGGUUUGGUUCUGUUUCCUUAUCUACUUUGAUUAAAUGUUUGUGUUAGAUUGAUUGUGUAUUCAUGGGUUUUUUUAUUUUUAUGUUGGAGAUUGUGGUUUGAAUUGUUGUAUAUGGAGAUUGUUGUUUGAAUUAGGCUGUGGGAUGAUUGUUUUGUUUAUUUUUGUGAUUUGGAGGCCACGAUUGUUUAAAGUUUUUGGAAAACAAUUAACAGGGUAGAAAGGCAAUUGAAAGAUGUGAUAAUGAGAAUUUGGAAUUAUAAAAUUUUAGCUGCUA
Molecule: messenger RNA, 1130 nt
Organism: Camellia sinensis
Lineage: Eukaryota; Viridiplantae; Streptophyta; Magnoliopsida; Ericales; Theaceae
Product: bZIP transcription factor 53
Biological process (GO): positive regulation of DNA-templated transcription
Cellular component (GO): nucleus
Molecular function (GO): DNA-binding transcription factor activity; transcription cis-regulatory region binding
Source: RefSeq, a predicted model, not a curated record